Messenger RNA from Myotis lucifugus (little brown bat), 563 nucleotides. RefSeq names its product protein argonaute-2-like. Lineage: Eukaryota; Metazoa; Chordata; Mammalia; Chiroptera; Vespertilionidae. Bases 142 to 525 code for a protein of 127 amino acids. Gene Ontology annotation, molecular function: protein binding. The transcript has 3 exons. The record is from RefSeq and is a predicted model, not a curated record.
ACGUGACCCCUUUGCCUUGCAGUGCUCGCGCCUCCGGCGCCGCCACCGCCCCCCAUCCAAGGAUAUGCCUUCAAGCCUCCGCCCAGACCCGACUUCGGGACCUCGGGGAGAACAAUCAAGUUACAGGCCAACUUCUUUGAAAUGGACAUUCCGAAAAUCGACAUCUAUCACUACGAGUUGGAUAUCAAGCCAGAGAAAUGCCCGCGGAGAGUGAACAGGGAAAUAGUGGAGCACAUGGUCCAGCACUUUAAAACUCAGAUCUUCGGGGAUCGGAAGCCAGUGUUCGACGGGAGGAAGAACCUCUACACAGCGAUGCCCCUUCCGAUCGGGCGGGAGAAGGUGGAGCUGGAGGUCACGCUGCCGGGCGAAGGGAAGGACCGCAUCUUCAAGGUGUCCAUCAAGUGGGUGUCCUGCGUGAGCUUGCAGGCGUUACACGAUGCACUUUCGGGGCGGCUGCCCAGCGUCCCCUUCGAGACGAUCCAGGCCCUCGACGUGGUCAUGAGGCACCUGCCGUCCAUGAGGUGAGGCCCGCCGCGGUGGGCGCGGGGAGCUGGCCCCGGUCC